AUGCUUUUCUCAACAUUGGCCCUCGUCGGCACAUUCGCCGCUUCGUCCACUGCAUACUCUGCAACUGCAAGAACUUUCGCUGUCAACCAUUUCUAUGGAACAGAACCUCUUCUUACCGCCCGUAUAGAUCCAAUUGUCAACCCAGGAAUCGUUGGAACACACGUGCAUACGAUCCAAGGAGGAAGUGCUUUUGGUAUGACCAUGGGGGAUACCACUGCUUUACAUGAUUCUAACUGCACUUCCUCCCUUGUCAAGAAUGAUAAGAGCAAUUAUUGGACCCCUUCCUUGUAUUUUGUGGAUCCAAACGAUCCCACCAAUAUUACAUCCGUACCUAUGUUCUACAUGAACGUUUACUACUUCUUCGAGCCCACUACCGACAAGAUCACCGCUUUCCAACCAGGACAUCGAAUGCUAGUUGGAAAUGCAGCUCUUCGUACUCCUCCAGCAGGAGGUGGAGCAUCCAUUGUCGAUUAUUCUCUCGGAACACCCCAACCCAUCCAAGUCACCUGCCCACGUUCUAAUUACGAUACUCCAUCUUACCCCGCCAACUCCGACGGAUUACACGGAGUAGGAAUUCAGGACCCGCAAAACAAGGGAGCAGGUGUUGGAUUUCCAGAUCAAGAUUGUAAUGGAUAUGCUUCGCCAAUGCGUCUCGAUGCUCACUUUCCUUCUUGCUAUAAUCCUGCUGCUGGACUGACUGAUUAUAAGACAAAUAUGGAUUGGCCUACAAAGGGAAAUUGUCCUGAGGGUUGGAUUCACACUCCUCAUAUUUUCUAUGAGGUUUAUUACAACACUCCUCUUUUUGCAAGUCAAUGGACCCCGGGUCAAGGAAAACAACCUUUCGUUCUUGCGAAUGGAGAUCCAACUGGUUAUGGAUUCCAUGCUGACUUUAUCUCGGGCUGGGAUGUAGAAACUCUCCAACAAAUAAUCGAUAACUGCGAUGCAGGUGAUAGCGGUAUGGAUAAAUGCCCAGGUCUCAUCGGUGGCCUCAAUGAUCCAACCACAUCCUGCACUAUCAAAUCACCAAUCGAUGAAAUUGUUACCGGUACUAUGUCUGUGCUGCCAGGUAGUAAUCCUAUUGGAAAAUGGGGCUCUGCUGCUGCCAGCGUCGCUUCUUCUGUCGUCGCAUCUGCUACCUCUGGUAUCGCUUCUCAAGCUUCUUCAGCUGUUUCUUCGGUUGUAUCUGGUACUUCUUCCGUUGCUGCUUCGGUAUCAAAUGUUGCAUCAUCUGUACUAGGAGUUGCUACAUCAGCAGCAAGUAUUUCCAUUCCAAGUAUUUCUUUACCCCUCUACCAGACCCCAUCUUCAACUCCAGCCUCAUCCCAACAAUCUCAAUCCCACACCCGCAGUGGCGCUUCCACAAAAGUCGCAGCAGCAUCUCCAGCCGCUAGCGAAGUCGUAUCUUCCAGCGUCAUCACAUCCGGAGGUCAAGUCUUCACAUCCGUUCUCACCGUCCACGCAUCUACACUCAUCUACAAAACCGUCUCCGUCACCGCAGGUCAAGUUCUUCCCACCGGUUCCAUCGUCUCUUCUAGCACCCCGGCUGCUGUUUCCGGAUACACAUAUUCUGGUUGUUACGCAGACCAAGAAACAAAUCGUGCGCUUUCUGGCGUUACAUUUGCCGAUGUGGGUAAAGGUGCUGUUUCUAACUCAGCAUGUGUGGCAUUCUGUGAGGGAAAAGGAUAUAGUGUUGCGGGAACAGAAUAUGGGGGACAGUGCUUCUGUGGAAACAGUUUACCGAGUCAGAAAGUCGAUUCGAGUGAGUGUACCAUGGCGUGUGAGGGGAACAAAAAUGAAGUUUGUGGGGGUUCGCUGGCGUUGAGUGUUUUUGAGAAGAGUGCCGCGAGUAAGGAGAAGAGAAGAUCGAGACAUUUGCAUAGACAUGUGCAGAGGAAUUAG
Messenger RNA from Botrytis porri, 1899 nucleotides. RefSeq lists its product as uncharacterized. The transcript is spliced from 3 exons. Lineage: Eukaryota; Fungi; Ascomycota; Leotiomycetes; Helotiales; Sclerotiniaceae. The record is from RefSeq and is a predicted model, not a curated record. Bases 1 to 1899 code for a protein of 632 amino acids.